AUGGGUUUGUGUGCAAGUACCCAUGAAGAGCCAGUUUCUAGUCAGCCCAAACCAGUUGUUAAGACGAAAUCUACACCCAAGAGCAAAAAUGUCCCUCAAAGACAGGCAAACGCAGAUUUGAACAAGAGGAAACAGAAGAAGAAGCAGAAUGAUACUACUGAUUUUAAAAUAUCUGAACAGUCAGAUGAGAAUAGAACUAAGUUGACACCACAAGAAGCAGCUAAACUGGCAGCAGAGAAAAGGUUAGCUGAGAGUAAUGAGAAAGAUACAAAAGGUGCCUUGGGAAAGAAACUAGCUACAGAGAGAGCUAAGUCACAUAAGUCACAAAUGGUGGAACAAGUAGAGAAGCAAAAGAUUGAAAAGGCAAAUGAAGAUUUGGUAUAUGAUUAA
Molecule: messenger RNA, 390 nt
Organism: Vanderwaltozyma polyspora DSM 70294
Lineage: Eukaryota; Fungi; Ascomycota; Saccharomycetes; Saccharomycetales; Saccharomycetaceae
Exons: 1
Coding region: 1-390 (129 amino acids)
Source: RefSeq, a predicted model, not a curated record